AUGCAGACGGAUGAAAAGGUUGGAAGUCCAGUGGAGUGGGUGUUGGUGGGUUGUGGACGGUUGAUGAUGUUGAUGGAGUGUGGACGGUCGCCUUCACCUAUGUACGACGAGGAUAGCGACCUGUCCACUUUACAAGUAUUAAGCCAAUCAAUGGAUGAACCUGAACCAUGUUCCUUCAAUUUACGACUCAUCGAAGCCGUACGAAAUAGUCGUUGUCUUUAUGAUGCCAAAGAUCGUCUAUAUCGUUCCACUGAUCAUAAAAUCAAAGUGUGGAAUCGACUUGUACAAAUAUUACAGUUUGAUGGUGAUGCGCGAACACUUUAUAAUCGUUGGAAACAGUUACGUGAUAAGUAUGGGAAAGAAAAGAAAAAGUUAAAGUAUGGUGCUGAGCAUACAGGUUGGCAGUACUUUAAGUACUUGACCUUUUUGGAUCCACAUAUGGUUGAUCGACAACAGCAACAGUUUGCUCGAGUUAAAGGCACCAAAGGAAUUAUGCUUUCACCUGGAGGAACACCACAUCAUAUAGUUAUCAAUGAUCCGAAUUUCUCAUUGUCAUUAAUCCAAGAGGUUCAACAACAUCCAUGUUUGUAUGAUAUUAGAGAUCCGAAGUAUAGGCAUUCUGAAUGUCGGAAUCAAGCAUGGGCUGAGAUUAUUAAAUCUUUAAAUUUUCCAGGAGAUAUCAAUUCAAUAUAUAAGCAGUGGAAGAAGGUUCGUGAUCGAUAUGUUAGGGAGAAGCGAAAGAUGCGUAUGUCUAAUGCUAAUGGUGGGGAAGUUGAAGAAUCACAGUGGGAUCUUUUUCCACAAAUGAUGUGGAUCGAUCCAUUUCUAGAUGAUCGAGCUACACAUUAUUCAAGAAGCAUUAAACGAAAACAUGACAGUGAAGAGCUGUCAGAAGAUGGUUAUUUAGAUGAUGUGGCAGAUUCUUCUCACAGUCAGCAGUCACAAAAUCAGCCUCUUUAUAGUAGUGUGCUAGUAUCGGGAGAAAUCGGCACUGCAAAAACUGCACAAGGUACCCACAGGGACUCACAGCGAGCAAUUUUUAGAGAAGGUUUAUCACUGCAACAACGGGACAUGAUUGCGGUCGACGGUGAUAAGGCAUUUGCUUUAAGUGUAACUGCUGAUAUGCUUGCACUACCAGAACAAGCAAGAACUAUUGUUAAAGCUCAGAUACAAAAUUGGCUUGAUAAUUCGAGGUUUUCACAACAGAUGCAGUUUGAUUCUAAGUAGUA
Thelazia callipaeda (thelaziosis nematode) is the source of this 1229-nucleotide messenger RNA. The record is from the annotation of a GenBank genome assembly. Lineage: Eukaryota; Metazoa; Nematoda; Chromadorea; Rhabditida; Thelaziidae.